GUGUCCCUGCUGUACGCUCUCCCCUUUUGGUGCCGAGAGUUCGCGCGGUGAGGUUGUGUGAGUGUGCUGCCGGGUCUUCUCUGUGCCGUGGCAAGCUGAGUGGGUAAGGGAUCGCUGGAAGGCCGGCGUGCGGUGAGCGACGGAUCGAGUGGAGAGUUGCUGACACAGCUCGGCCAACUUUGGCAAAGUUGGAGCUAGCUGGGGCUUCAUCGCAGCGGCACGUAUUGUUGUUUGGUGUGACCAGACGGUGGCUUUUGUCUAGGACAAACUAUAGAGAUUGGUUCUCACUGACCAGGUGAUGGUGAAUGUCAUAAGAACAGUUUAGGGCAAACUCAGGAAGCUUAGCAAAGGAUCAAGACCGGCAAUCAGCUGUAAAUCUUGCUAAAAGCGCGGGCAGGUUUUUUUUUUCAAAUUUAAAUUCCUUCAACCAAGCAGCCGGCCAAAAGUUUCUAGCUCAGUCCAAUUUCAUAUCAUAGUGUGUUUGCAUCGACGGACAUCUUAUUCAGUAUCAUCAGGACGGAGAUCAAUGAAAAUGAUGGAAGCUCAUCACUUUGUGUGGUUACUACUACCCGCUCUCUGUGCAGCUUCCACGGCGUCUGAGAGUGGAGUCAUUGUUGGCCCCCCAGCACCACAGACAAUGGAUGCUGGCCCAGAUGCCAUGGAAACCAUCAUAGAACAGAACGAGCCACUCUUUGAAGAUAUGGCCGAGGGAACGAAGAGUCAUUUUAUCGUAGACAGUGAUAUCUACGACCCUACAGCCAAUCAAACAAGGAAACGUCGGAACGCCAUAACGGACAGGAGGAGACUAUGGCCAGGAGGCAUCGUACCAUACAUGAUUGACGGCUACUUCACAAAUGAUCAAAGAUUGUACAUCCUCUCAGCCAUGCAACGAUUUCACGAGAAAACCUGUAUUCAAUUCCGUCCCAGGACAAUUGAACGAGAUUACAUUGUGAUCACAGAGGGUGAAGGGUGCUGGUCGAUGAUUGGCCGGCGAGGUGGACGCCAGACGGUUUCGAUUGGCGGUACCUGCAAGAACAGCCGAGGGACGAUCAUCCAUGAGUUGAUGCACGCCUUGGGUUUCAGACAUGAGCACAAUCGGCCUGACAGGGACAACUACGUGGUCAUGUACUGGCAGAACAUCGACAAAAAGAUGUGGGACAAUUUCGCCAAGUAUUCGCGCCGUGACGUCACGCUGCUAGAUACGGGCUACGACUACCUGUCCCUUAUGCACUACCCGACUUACGCCUUCAGCAAGAACGGAGGCCAGACUAUCGGCACUAUAUACCCUACCUACGAGGAGCCGGGAACAAGGAACGAUUUCAGCUACGUCGAUGUCUACCGCAUUACAGCCUUGUACAGAUGCGGGGCGUGCUAUGAUACAGACAAGGAUAACUGUCCUACGUGGGCCAUCAUGGACGAGUGUCGACGUAGCAGUGUAUGGAUGCAAAAGUACUGUCCCUUCAGCUGUGAGAGUUGCAACAAGGCCGACUACGCAGGAGGAGAUUGCAGAGACUAUUCCAAUAGCUGCGAGAAGUGGUCCUCACAGGACGAAUGCGACCGCAAUCCGGAUUUCAUGGGCUACAACUGCAAGCUGAGCUGCGGAUACUGCAAGGCGCCCAACGAUAUCCAUUCCAGAAGAGAAUGUUACGACGACAGUACGCUAUGCACCGAGUGGGCCCAGAUGGGUGAAUGUUACAAUAAUCCAGAGUACAUGAAAAAGACAUGUAGGAAGAGUUGCGCGGUUUGCAUCGAAACAGAUAGGGAUCAUAACGUCGGCGACGGAGAUUGCCGAGACCUGCACCCUCUCUGUCACAUCUGGGCGAGGCAUGGAGUCUGCCAAAGCUACGAGGAGUGGAUGCUGGUGAAUUGCGCCCUCAGCUGUUGGAGAUGCGCAAACAAGACUGGGGUCACAGUUGAAAUAUGGGGCGACACAACGGCAGAUGGUUCUGGUACCCCGAAGCCGCCUCCCCGCCGCCGCCAGAUAUGCCAGAACAAGCACAAGCGCUGUGACCAAUGGGCCGAAAACGGUCGCUGUACCAGGGAGCCCGACUUUAUGUACAAGCGAUGCCUGAAGAGCUGCGGCAUGUGUAUCGAUGAACGCGUCACAGGGGUCAAAGCCCCUACGACCAAACGGCGCCAGUGCACGGACCGAUUCACCACCUGUAAACUCUGGGCAGGGAACGGGGAGUGCGGGAUCGCCAACGAGUGGAUGCAGAAGAAUUGCCAGAAGAGUUGCGACGCCUGCCCGGAGGAAGCUGAGCUUCACCCAGACUGCAGUGACUCGUACCUAAGGUGUUCCGCCUGGGCCGCCAAGGGAGAUUGUCAAAACAAUCCUGGAUGGAUGAACGUUUACUGUCGUAAAAGCUGCCAGCGAUGUCAUGAACCGAAAGUCGUGCCAGGGUGCAUGGAUCAACAGAGACACUGCAAGAGGCUAGCUGACGGCGGAGGAUGCCAAGGGGAGAACUCUCGAUGGAUGAGGUCCAACUGUCCGCUCAGCUGCGGCUUUUGCGGAGUUUACGAUCGGGCCCCUCUACCGCCUCCACCCACCGUGAACGCAUCAGCGUCGCCAGCACAUUAUAAUACCACGGGAGGUGAAUGCCGGGACUUCCACCCCCACUGCCAAAGGUGGUUUGAAAAUGGCAACUGCCACGUCAAUGUACGCUACAUGAAAAACCAUUGCAGGAAAAGCUGCGGAUAUUGUCCCACUUGCUUUGAUAAAGACGCGAGUUGCCGGACAUGGGCCAAGAGAGGCGAUUGCUUAUUCAACCCCAAGGGCCUGGCCAAGGCGUGUGCCAUGAGCUGCGGUAAUUGUGGAGAUGGUCCUGCAGAGUGUUCAGAUAUCCACAAGCAGUGUGCCAAGUGGGCAAAGCGGGGCUACUGUGAAGAAAACCCGACCUUCAUGCACAAAUUCUGCAAGGUCAGCUGUAAUACAUGUGACCCCAACGAUCAGACCGCCAGCCAAGAACCAGCCACUGAGGAGGUCGAGGGGGUUGGUCGGCCCCAAAAGAAACCCAAGAAGAAAGCCAGCACCAAGAACAAAAGACGACCGACAACGAGCGCCACGAAUCGACCGAGGAAAAUCGCCACACGACAUCGCAAAAAGAACAAGAAACAACGGAAGACCAACGCUCAGGGAAGAGUUGCAGACGUGCCUAACUUGUAAAAAUAAAAUUCAAAACCAUAGAAUCUUUAUCAUGUUUUGCUAAGUAGGGCUUUUAUUAGUUUUUGGUAUAUUCUUUUUUUUUUUAAACUCAAGUAAUUAUAACCUUCGUUUUAUAUUUGCUACUAUGCAAGUUGUCUUGUUUGGUUGGAGUCCGUGUUUGUCCAUCUGUGUUUAAGGUCUGUCGUGGGAUGGUUUUAAGAUGAUUUCUUUUUUCUUUUUCUUUUAUCACAAACAGCUGCGCUCCCGAUUCCACUUUUUACAAAGUUGAAUAUGUAAUUAUUUUAAGAAUACUGGUAUAGCAAGAACUUUUCUCUUCAGAUUUUUUUGUGUGUGUUAUUGAUGCGCGUACUUUAAACUGUUUGCGAACAUAAUUGCGAAGUCUGUUGGUUGGAGGUUAUUUGAUGGUGUAAUGUGAAAUUUGGACUCUUUGAAAUUCGGGCCCUUUUGUUGUAUUGCGCAUGUCUAAGUGAACAGAUUUGGAGACUAGUCACGUGUGAUGGUUGUAUUCCAUGUAAGGUAAAUGAAACCGGAUUUCAUACGAGUUCAAAUUUCAUAUGACAACGGCAGCUUUAUUGCCUGCAUAGUACGAACAACUGAAAAGGGACUUUGUCUAUUAAGGCGCAUACGGGAAAAUAUUACUGAGAUUUUCCCAUAGUUUAUCCACUAAUGUAAUUUACAUUUUUCUAUCCCUGCAAAGGGAAUGAGGUAUGUUCAUAGUGUGACGUCAGUAAUGUUGGUGUUGUUAACGUGGAUUGAAGCAUUAAAGUAAGCUUAAUGUAUAGACAUCGGGGCUGUUCUGAACGUCUUAAAACAAUAAAUGUUGAAUAUCGUUUGUAAACGUUAGAUAGGAACAAUUUAAAGAUGUGUGAAUUAAAUAGUUUUAAAAAAGUGGUUUUUUUACUAAAAUUUAAUACGUUUCUAUACCUCAAACCUUCCUUACAAAUUAACAGGAACAUUCUUUUGUAAACUACCACGAGGUAGGACGAGGUAUAGAAAGAUUUGAAAGUGUGAAUAAACUAUAAAAAAUUAACAAGGACUCGGUACGCAAGUAUGGUGUAAGUGGUCAUAAUCUUCGACAGCAUAAUGUUAUUAAAACAAGAGGAAAACUUCUCCCUUUUUUUAAAACCUAAUAAGAGUUACCCGAUAACUAUUUCUUAUAACUUAAUCAAGUUAAACAGAACAGCAAUUCCUUGUACUUGUACAAUUUAUGAGCGGUGGAAGGCAAAUAGGUGUACAAACAUCUAUGUUGCGAUUUCAUCUGUUUCAUUUUUCAUGGUGCUAUACAAUGUCCCUAUGGUGCUAUAUAAUAUGAAAUAUAAUCAGGUAAAAUAUGCAUGUUUAAAGGUUUAUUGUAGCUGAGUAUGAGGUAUGCCGUGUACGGAAAAUAAAAUCCAAGCGAGUACAAGAAAACUAGGACGAUGCUUUUAUAAAGCAUUGCGAAAUCACGAUGUUUGGGAAAAUAAAGUUGUAUCUGUAAUAACUACCA
This is a messenger RNA of Patiria miniata (bat star), 4649 nucleotides long. RefSeq names its product balbiani ring protein 3-like. Gene Ontology annotation, biological process: proteolysis. Bases 527 to 3163 code for a protein of 878 amino acids. The transcript has 20 exons. The record is from RefSeq and is a predicted model, not a curated record. Gene Ontology annotation, molecular function: zinc ion binding; metalloendopeptidase activity. Lineage: Eukaryota; Metazoa; Echinodermata; Asteroidea; Valvatida; Asterinidae.